Molecule: messenger RNA, 975 nt
Organism: Triticum turgidum subsp. durum (durum wheat)
Lineage: Eukaryota; Viridiplantae; Streptophyta; Magnoliopsida; Poales; Poaceae
Source: the annotation of a GenBank genome assembly
AUGUGUUGUAUAUUUCAGGCACAAGAGUUGGUAAGUGGGCUGCUUGCUACGUUUCGAGACAAUGUGUUCCCUGUUUUACUUCAAGCUGCAGUUCAUGUGAGAGAAAAGAAGGUCCCGAAAGCUGAAGAGGUUCUAAGUCGGUAUGCUGAGAAGCAUCCUGAUAAUUCUACAGGAGUCCUUGCACUCGCCCAGAUUGCUGCCAAUGCCAACCAUUUUCAGAUUGCUGCUGAUUCGCUAUCUAAGAUAUCUGACAUCCAGCACAUGCCUGCAACGGUUGCUACACUGGUAGCUCUAAAAGAGCGUCUAAAUGACUCUAAUGGUGCUGCUUCUGUUCUUGAUUCUGCUAUCAAGUGGUGGAAAAACGCCAUGACUGAAGAUAACAAGUUGGAUAUGUUCAUGCGGGAGGCUGCUACAUUUAAGCUCAACCAUGGGCGUGAUAAAGAGGCCUGUCAGCUGUACGAGGAACUUGUGAAGAGCUAUGGAAGCACCGAAGCGUUGUCUGGGCUAGUAGCAACGUCCGCACGCACUGACCUUGCGAAAGCUGAGCAAUAUGAGAAGCAGCUGAAACCGUUGCCGGGUCUUCAGGGAAUUGACGUAAAGAGCCUGGAGAAGACAUCUGGUGCAAGGCAUGUAGAGCAAGCCAUGAAGGUUGAUGCUCCCGAGGAAGUGAAGAAGCAAAAGGCUAAGAAGAGGAAGAGGAAGCCUAAAUAUCCGAAAGGAUAUGAUCCAGCGAACCCAGGGCCACCCCCAGAUCCCGAGAGAUGGCUGCCCAAGAGGGAGAGGUCGACCUACCGUCCGAAGAGGAAGGAUAAGAGGGCUCAGGUCAGAGGUGCUCAAGGCUCUGUGAGUAGAGAGAAGCAUGAUGCAUCUGCUGCCAAUGCCGGCGCCACCUCUUCAAAACCCACCACCUCGGCCAAGGCUCCAGAACCACCAAAGGGCUCCAACAAGUCCCGGAAGAAAAAGUCGAGGUCUUAG